GAAUGCACCGUGCCAGUGCUCAGUUGUGUUUCCUGUUUACCGUUGGAACGCUUUUGUUUGGUUGUUUUUCUUUUAUUGCCGAGGUUUCACGUAACUAGAUUUAUGUUAUGGAUUUCUUUAUACCACGGUUGAUCAGAAAAGGCGAGUUCAUUAAUAAAUAAGCCUGAGGUAAACACGCGAAAAUCCGCGAUCGGCUGAUGAGGAAAUACCCGGGGCGCGCGCGAACAUCCGCUUUCAUUUUACAGUUCGACAUGUUCUCGCCUUCCGACCGAUUUGACAGCUUACACACGGACUGCUGAUCGAUUCUUCAGGACGGUGUCGAGAUAUCAGAGCGAUUCUUCUGAGCGGUGUCUGAAUGUCGGAGUGGAUCUUCAGAAGGUUCUCUGAACGAUUCCUCCGGAUGCUCUCCGAAUAUCAGAAUGAUUCUUCUGAACGCUUUUAAAUGUCAGAAUGAUUCUUCGGAAUGUUCUUGAUUAGCUGAGGUGUAAAUUAAGCCUGGACUAGCCGCAGCUCCCCAGUGAGAAAACGACAGAAGGGCCGUGAAGAUCAGCCCUGAUGGAAGAGACCGAAACAGAGCUGACCUGCUCCGAGCAGGACGUUUUGGGAGCAGACUUCAUCACGGUCGAACUUGACACGCAGCCCAUCGAAUAUGUGGUCAAGUGGGCCGACGUGGGCUCGAAAUUCACUAUAACCUGCGUGAAAAAGGAUUUGGACGAGACCUCUGAUCAGAUGGUCAAAGUGGAACCGGACGAGACGUUCUAUGUCCCGUACGACUCAGUUUUCCCAGAAUGUGACGAAGCGGCUCUAGAUUUGAUCGCGACGCAUGAGGAGGAGGUGGGCAGCGAGUCCGACUUCAACGACAACACAGAAGCAGGGAAUAGCCAGUUGUGCGAAGAGGAGGACGUUUCUGAUAUUAGCUGGGAACAGGAGGUGUCUCAUGCUCGAGAGUAUAACUGCCGCUUCUGUGGCAAGAGCUACAGCCACUCCUCCAGUCUCGCUCGGCAUCUGCACGUACAUUCGGACGGAUCGUCCCUCUCGUCCUCCAAAGGUUUCAGCAAGUUGUGCGACGGCAAAAAGUCUCUCCAGUGCAAUCUCUGCGGGGUGCAGUGCAACGGCAAGCGGCUUUUGGCCAUACAUAAGAAAUGCCACAAAACCAAGAGACUGCACACGUGCAACACAUGCGGCAAAACGUUCAAUCACAGCUCGAGUCUGUCGCGGCAUCGCUUGAUCCAUAAAAAAGGCUUGGAUGAAAACAUCAUAUCGUUGUACCCGACUCCAACCUCGGCUCCCAUUGUAACCCAGCACAGUUUCCCAUCUGGCCACGGCACGAGUAAAAGAGCGGUCUCCUCAGGCGAGCGAGAAAAGCAGUACCAGUGCGCGCAGUGCGACAGGGUCUUCAGUCACUCCGCGGGACUCUCCAAACAUCAGGUGGCGCACGUGCGACGGCUGCUCACCUCGUACACGCACGGCAAAGACUCGCUCGAAGAGUCCUCGGACCUCAAGAUCCGCCUGAAGCUCUGCUCCCGCGACAAGCCCAACUACUACACCCUGUGCAAGAAGAACAAGCACGGUAAAGGGGGCAAGAAGAAGUUGUGCCCGCCGAACGAUGAGCCGCCGUACCCCUGCUUCCCUCACACCACCAGCCUCUCAGAUCACGAGCACGCCGGAGACAAGAGCUACACCUGCAGCGUCUGCAAGAAGUCCUUCAUUCGGCUCUCCAACCUCAAGCAGCACCAGCAAACGCACGCUUCGGGGAAACUCUACCAAUGCCCACAGUGCGGGAAAACUUUUGUUCACUCCUCCAGUUUCUCACGCCAUAAGAAGGUCCACACGAUGGUAAAAGUGUCCCCGAAACAGGAAGACAUUAAGUGCGAAGAGGAACUGGUCAUCGAUGAGGGGGCCCCGCUGGAAUAUGAGUCCGAGUGAGAAAGACCGAGACUCUGGAAAAAAGUUUUUUUUAUACUUAUUUUACGAAAUCGUAAUAUGGGUGUGGUAAACCUGGCCAUGUGGUUUCUAUCUAAUAUUCUUGUAAUUAUUAUAGCCCUUUUCGGUCACCUUUAGGGGAUUUCGUAUCCACCUUAUAAAUAUAAAAAAAUAUUGUUAAAUUUUUUUUUUUUUUUUUGACAUUCCUUUUUGUUUUGUUCAUUCAGUUUAUUGGCAGAGUAAUUAAUUGCAAGCCAAAUUGUGUUAUUUAUGUUCCUUAAUUUUUAAGGUGUCCACAAGAAAAACAAAAGAGAAAUGUAGGUGUUAUUUAUUUUUCUUUCUUUUUGCACUGAAUCUGUGAAUUGGAAAUAUAGUACUUAUUAAGAGGUGUGGGUUGUAGUAGAGGGAGGUCGGGGGGGUCAGAUUGGAUUCAAGUUUGUUAGUAGGACCCAGAGCUUUGUAUGCAGGAAGUCAAUUUAUAUGCAAUUUACUUGAACAUUGUUCCAUUAAGUGUGCGGUUUGAAUCAAUUAUUUGAAUGAAAUUAUAUUUAGUGACCCAAUUUCCUAGACCAAGAAAUUCAAGGCUUUUCUCACCCGGAGUCUGGAGACAUAAACACAGGUUGCUAUAUAAACAUAAAAAAAUAAAUAAAUCCAGGUAUGAUCUGCUGGACGAGUGCAAAUGCAUAAACUGUACUCCGGACUGACAAGUGUUUUGGGGUGUUUCAGUUGUUCUGGAUUGAACUAGUUUCCUCAUGUUGUCUUUGGUACUUAUUUCAUCUUUGAUGUUCUUUUGUCAAAAUAUGAAAUCCACUGUGUCCAUGGAGGGUAUUUAUGAUAAUAAAUCAAUGCUUAUUAGACAUGGACAUGUACAGAUGCACUUAAAAUAUUGUUCAUAUAAAUUUGUGUGUGUGUGUGUGCACUUGAGUGAAUAUGAGAAAAGAAUAUACCCGCAAAAUGUGUGCUUUUUACUUCUGCUGUAUAUGUGUACAAAGUUGCGGUUGCAAAAAGAAGUUCUAUCGGAUUUAUUUUUCUGUAUCUUCAUAAGUUAUGGAAAUAGCCACGGGAUUUCAUAUUUUAACAAGCCUUGCACUAUUGUAUUUUUAGACAUGCACUACAUCUUUAGGAAAUUGGAAUGCGACCGGAUGUCCCGGUCAAAACCGGAAAUAUCUUCCACGCAUUUUGAAAAAUCGAUCAAGUGCCGUCAGCGACUUUGUGUAAGACCAAAGCUCUUGAAUGCAGCGCUGAAGACCUGCAGUUCAGCUCACCAGAGGUGUGUGUCCAGCCUCAUGUUCGAGCUUCACACGCGUCUGGACUCUUGCUCACCAUUUGCUCUCUGAAUGGAAAUUGAAUAGCAAUUCCUAACCUUAUUUAUGGUGUUUGAAAACGUGUCGGGAUGCUCAAGCACUGAUACACGCAGAAUGAUGAUAUUAAAAAUGAAAAAAGCUCUUGAUAGUCUAUAGUUUUGUUUGGAGUUGUUGGUUGUUUUUAAAUAUUCAUUUUCUUAAAGCAUAAGUCGUAUCCCCAAGGCUUAUGGAUCUUUUAUUGUCAUUGUUUUUAUUUUUAUCACUCUCCUGUACACACACACUUCAUAUUUUGAUUUUGAUUUGAAUUUUUCGAAAAAUAAAUAAUUGUUCUUUUUCAAUUGCUGUAGCUAUUUCAUCUCAAUGCAGGAGACCUACAUGUUUUUGUAUUGUGUUUGCCCGUAGAUAACAGUUUAAGAGUUCUGUCUUGAAUUUUUUGUAAUAAAUAAUUGGUUCAUGAA
Carassius gibelio (silver crucian carp) is the source of this 3685-nucleotide messenger RNA. Its product is annotated as zinc finger protein 135. The record is from RefSeq and is a predicted model, not a curated record. NCBI's taxonomy places the organism in Eukaryota, Metazoa, Chordata, Actinopteri, Cypriniformes, Cyprinidae. The coding region runs from base 556 to 1926 and encodes 456 amino acids. The transcript has 2 exons.